Molecule: messenger RNA, 561 nt
Organism: Lachancea lanzarotensis
Lineage: Eukaryota; Fungi; Ascomycota; Saccharomycetes; Saccharomycetales; Saccharomycetaceae
Gene: JAC1
Product: LALA0S01e12068g1_1
Exons: 1
Coding region: 1-561 (186 amino acids)
Biological process (GO): protein complex oligomerization; [2Fe-2S] cluster assembly
Cellular component (GO): mitochondrion
Molecular function (GO): protein-folding chaperone binding; ATPase activator activity
Source: RefSeq, a predicted model, not a curated record
AUGUCCCGGUAUCUCACACGCAGGCUAUACAGCACAUUGAAUGCAUUCAAAGUAUUCCCACAAACUUUCGUUGGCGGGAAAUGGGUUUGGGAUGUGGAUUUACGACAGCUGAGAAAAGAAUACAGGGCCUUGCAAGCCCAAGAACACCCUGAUACAAAUGCCAACACAAACUCUGGAAAAAGCUCCGAGCUGAAUCAUGCGUAUCAGACGCUAAGGCAGCCUUUAUUACGGGCCCAGUACAUUUUGAGAACACAAGCUCAACUGGAUCUGGGGAAUGAACGGAAAUCACAGGAAAUUGCACAACAGGACCCUGAACUUCUGAUGAGAGUACUGGAUGUACACGAGGAACUAGAGACACUAUCUACAGAGGAAGAUGUCAAGAAAAUUGCUUUGGACAAUCAAGGGCGAAUGAGAGACCUGGAAGCGAAAUUGGGCGAAGCUUUCAAAACGGAAAAUUGGGAGUCUGCAGCACAGCUCACUGUCGAGUUAAAAUAUUGGGCUAGUCUUGAUAAGGCUGUGAAAGAGUGGGAGCCCGGUACUAGAUUGGAAUUGCAGCAUUAG